AUGAAGUCCCUCCGAUCCAUUACAGGGUCCUUGACGCCAAUCCACCUCCUUACACCCUUCGUUUUCCUUCUUCUCACCUCCUCCCCACUCGUCCAACAUCGCACCGCCUCAGCACAGGCAAGCUAUAAUCCGGUCACUGUCAGUGCACCGGCCUUUGCAAGGACACAGACAAAGCUCUAUAUCCUCGGUGGUGCCACCUCGGACGGUAUAGCUCUCUCACAGUUCAUGUAUCUGGAUCUUAGCGUGGGCUGGACAACUGCGGCUCCAGCAUGGACGAGACUCGCCGACGGACCCCCGCAGUUCAUCUUCCCGGCCGCAUUCACCUCUGACGAGCAGACCAUGUUUGUCUUUCACCUCAUUGGCUCGAAUAAGCCUCAGCAGUAUAAUGUCCAGACGAACGCCUGGUCAGUCACCAAUUACACGUUCAGCAACAUGGCACAAACGGGGGUCAGCGUUGUCACGGACCCGAACACGGGUCUGAUGUACCUCGCCGGAGGCUACAGUUCCUUGAAUUUCGAUAACACUACAAUGACCUUCUCAAAGCUGGACACGUUCGACCCUCUCACGCUGAGUGUCCGCCAAACAGAUGUGCCGACGUCGACCGAUGUGUUCCCUGCGCGGUUGUACUACGGCAAUGUAUGGAGUCAGGCGAAGAGUGCGGUUUUAUACUUUGGCGGGAACAAUCCCAACAAUUACACGUCUCCCCAACCGUUGGAGAAUGUUGUGUCUGCGUUCGCGCCUGCCACCAUGUCAUUCUUUAUUUUGAAUACUGGAGGAACUGCACCUCCAAUGAGAUCCGACCACUGCAUGGCCGCAAACGAAGACGGGUCAAAGGUGCUGAUUUACGGAGGACGACUGCGAUCGAACACCGUCGGCAGUGAUGUAUUCGUCCUUGACGUCAUUGGCCAGACGUGGACUCAAGGAGUCUCGUCCUACCAGUCACGGAUGUACACCGCUUGCACAGUUGUCGGGGACCAGCUCUUGAUCUGGGGUGGGGCGGCGAGUGUCUUCGGUAUCACGGUGGCCCCAGCCGAGAUAUUGAUCUACGAUUAUGUAAAGAGGAUCUGGACCACGCAGUAUACUCCGCCGAAACCGACUCCUAACUCGAACACAGUAGCGAUCAUCGCAGGCGUGGUUAGUGGAUUGGCUUUGGUCGCAGCGGUGGUUGGGAUCUUCUUCUUUCGGCGUCGGAGGAGUCGCAGGAAGGAUCGCAGGUUAUUAGGGGACGCAUCGAGUGAUGAUCCGGAAGAGGCCAAGAGUCAUGCGAUCGCUGCGGCGUCCUUGGGAUCCGGUAGCGGUAGUAGGAAUCAUGACAAUCAAGCCAAAGAUCCGAUGGAGUCGAGCGAGGAGUAUGAACUGGAGCGGACGCUUAUGGAUCUGGAGGAGCAGAAGCGAGAACUGGAGAAGAAGCAGCAAUUGCUGGUGUUGCAGCACCGUGCUGAUAAUCCGGAGCAUGACUUGCAGGAUGCGGUGGCGAAGGUGCAUAAGCGAGGGCCUAUGGCGUAUGUCGAGCCUGAUGCGGAGUAUAUACCUGUCCAGCCACCGACUUAUCCGGACCAUCAACAACAUCAGCAAGGAGUACUUUCCCCACGGACCUCAAAUACCGCAGGAACGACGUUUUCGGACAGGGGCUCUGCAUGGUCACCACCAACAGCAGCAGUUCGGGUAGUGUCACCAACCUACGCCGCAACCUCCCCCCUCUCAGCAUCAUCCUAUAUCUCCCCAUCCUCCAUCGUCAGGACAAGUACAAAGGGAGACAUACAAGGCGGACUAGUCCAAAUGGAAUCUGAGCCCUUGUACGAACUCACUCCAGGUUUCGUCCCAGGGACUCCAGAUCUGGUGUAUGAGCAGAUGACAGGAAGUGGGAGGCAGUGGGCCCGGAAGGCGCAGGGGCCACAGAUAGUCAUGGAUCCUGAGGAUGGUACUGUGAGGAUCCCACGGUCGCCGGCUACGAUACCCCUCCCGUAG
This is a messenger RNA of Linnemannia hyalina, 1968 nucleotides long. The record is from the annotation of a GenBank genome assembly. NCBI's taxonomy places the organism in Eukaryota, Fungi, Mortierellomycota, Mortierellomycetes, Mortierellales, Mortierellaceae.